CCAAGUCUUUCUCUCCUAAUUCUCUCUUCACAACUUCUAUCAAACCAAACACACUACAAACAAUCUCUUCACUGUUUGCUUCGCACAUUUCGAUUCUCGCCAAAAGCACAAUUUCCCCACUCUUUGAUCAUUCUCAAUUCCAAGGCCAAAUUCCAUCCAACCCUACGCACACAAAUUCCCCUCAAUUCAUACAUUGCAAUUUCAAAUCAAUCCUUUGCCUCUAGGGUUCUUAAUUUCUGAAGAUUAACGUUAUACUGAACAAAACCUUUUUUUGACACAACGGUACCGUUUUGGCGUUUACAGAAGUUGCCACGUGCUGAAAACGACAGCCAUGGAAGUUAGAAUUGAUUCAAAUACUGAGUCGGCUGAAAUUGGGUUUGCCGCGAAUCAGGGUAGAGAAGAGGAAGAGGAGGAAGAGGAAGAAGAUGUGGACUUUAAUCCUUUGUUCUUAAAGGAAACACUUUCUGAUGCUUCAUCGAGUUUGAGUUCUGAAGGUGAUGGUUUGGGUGGUAAUGUUGUAGAUAGUGGGGUAUCAAUGGGUGUAGAGAUGGAAAAGAUUGCGACCAAUGAGGUAAUUUGUAGUGCGGUAGAUUCGGAACAUGGCGAGGAGGAAAUUAGUUUAAGACCGUCGGGUAUUAUCUCUCAAUCGGAGAGUGAUAAAGAGAAGAACAAUGAGUUGAUUAGUGGUGCUAGUAAUGGUUUUGGGACUGGAGGAAUAAGUAACACUCCAACAAAAUCCCAGGGUCCGAUAGUAGAUAUAGAUAAUGAGGAUGCUAUUUGUAUGCGUACUAGAGCUCGUUAUUCGCUUGAAGGUUUUAGUCUUGACGAGCUUGAGACCUUUCUUCAAGAGACCGAUGAUGAGGAUGAUCAUCAAAAUGUUGAUGAUGAGGAAGAGUAUAAAAAGUUUCUAGCAGCCGUAUUACAGGGUGGAGAAGGUGAUGAUGGUGUUUCAUCACAUGUAAAUGAAAACCAUGAUGAUGAUGACGAGGAUAAUGAUGCAGACUUUGAGUUAGAGCUUGAAGAGUUGCUGGAGAGUGACGGGGAUGAGAAUGCAGCGGUAGAAAACCGAAAGAAGUGUGAUGGUGCUGGACGACGGCCGGAGACUAGGCAAAAUAAGCGCCGAAAGACCUCUUCCCAAAGUGAGAGAAGAACAUUAGGACUGGCUAGCAGGCCACUCCGCCCCAUUUUGCCUUGUUGGAUUAAUGGACACCUUGCUUCAAGAAAUGGUUCGAUGCCUGAUGCUACUUUCAGCAAUCAAUCUUCUGCUUCAAGGAAUGGUCUUGUUAAUGGCUUUACUCCCCAGCAGAUUGGUCAGUUGCACUGUUUGAUACACGAGCAUGUGCAACUUCUUAUUCAGGUAUUUUCUCUGUCGGUUCUUGAGCCUUCACACAAACAAGUAGCUUCUCAAGCUAAAACUUUACUUUUUGAGAUGCUUCACAAACGGGAUCAAGUAUUAGCUUCAACCAGAACACCAUAUCCGGCUGUUUGCUUUACUCCCUAUUUUUCCUGUACAUCCGUGUCCAAUGGAAAGUCCAACGCUGUCCCAGGCCAGUGCAACACAGAAUCUGCUUCUACCCAAGAUGCCAUGAAUGCGUGGUUUCCUCAAUCCCAUCAGACCCCUUCUGUAGGUUUGAAUGGGCAAAGAAGAUGUUUUCAAGAUACUGACAGUUCUUUCUGGUUUCCUUUUGUAAAAGGCCCUGUGCAAUCUGUUUUAGAUGUUGCUCCUCUUAGUUUACUAAGAGGAUAUGUAGAUGACAUUAAUUCCGAUGCCCAAGAGUUUCGAAAGCGAUUCAUUGAAUCUGGUUAUGAUCUAAGUAUCGAAAAGGAACCUCUAUUUCCUUUUUCUUCAUCUGCUGCUGCAGCUAGCAAUGAAGUUUCAAGUAGAACUAUCUCUGGAGCAAAUAAUACAGUCUCAUCUUCACCUGGUAAAGAACAACCUAAGAAAUCAUUUGCUGCCACGCUUGUUGAAAGUACCAAAAAACAGUCAAUUGCUUUGGUACCAAAGGAAGUUGCAAACUCAACUCAAAGGUUUUUGGCCUUUUUUAAUCCAGCAUUAUUCCCACACAAGCCACCCCCGUCAGCAGUUGUAAAUAGGAUGCUUUUCACUGAUUCAGAGGAUGAAUUACUAGCCUUAGGGAUAUUGGAAUAUAAUACAGACUGGGAAGCAAUUCAACAAAGGUUUCUUCCCAGCAAGUCUACGCAUCAGAUUUUUGUCAGGCAGAAAAAUCGUUGCUCUUCAAAGUCGUCAGAUAACCCAAUAAAGGCAGUUCGAAGAAUGAAAACUUCUCCAUUGACUGCAAAGGAGAUAGCAGGCAUUCAUGAGGGACUUAAGCUUUAUAAAUCUGAUUGGAUGUCAGUAUGGCAAUAUAUUGUUCCACACCGAGAUCCAUUCUUGCUUCCCCGUCAAUGGCGAGUUGCUCUUGGGACUCAAAAGUCUUACAAAACAGAUGAAUCAAAAAAGGAGAAGCGGAGAUUGUAUGAGUCAGAAAGAAGAAAGUUGAGAGCUACUACUACAAUAGAAUGUGGGCAACCUAGAUCUGAUAAAGAGGAUUUUGAGGCUGACAUUGCUGAUGGCAUGGAUUAUUCAGAUGUUCCUUACGUCCACCAGGCAUUUCUGGCAGAUUGGAGACCGGAUGUGUCCACUCUUAAUUAUUCAGAACACAUUUCCCCGGCAUCUGUAGAAGCAAAUCUUGGUCAUGAUUCAAUUUCACAAAAUAUUCAGCUUUAUAGAGGAAUUAACAAUAAUGGUUUAAGUGGAAAUGUUCAACAUCAGAAUGGUAGUUACCCAGCAUUUCCAUCUGUACAUAAGCCUCCCCUGCCUUUUCACUCUACAUCUGAUUUUAGGAGUGGCAUGAAAGGUGCUCCAAGUGAAACUAUUCAUAAAAACCCAGCUUAUGGUGCGACCUCUAACUCCAAAUACUACUGUCGGCCCUAUCGGACUCGGAGAACAAAUGGCGCUCGUAUGGUGAAGUUAGCACCGGACUUGCCCCCCGUAAAUCUUCCUGCAUCUGUUCGUGUAGUUUCGCAAACUGCUUUUAAAGGUUUCCAGGGUGGAACAUCUAAGAUUUGUCCCCGUGGAGAUGGUGUCCCAGUCACUGAUAUGAGAAAAGAUAAUUCUGUGUCCCAAGUUCCUCAUAGUGAGAAAGUUAUGGUUGAUCACCGUGCAAAACAUGCAAGACCUAUGCCAAAAGACAGUGCGAUACAUUCUCAACUAGAAAGGUCUGAAACUUCCGAAGGCAGGUCUAUUGUGGCAGAGAAAGCCACUUAUGCUGAUCUCCAAAUGCAUCCUCUUUUGUUCCAGGUCACUGAAGAGGGUAACACACCUUAUUAUCCAUUUAAAUUUAGUUCUGGUCCUUCUAGUUCCUUCAGCUUCUUCUCAGGAAGACAGCCACAAUUAAAUCUGAGUCUGUUCAAUAGUUCACAGCAACAAGGGCGCAUCGAUCGUCCUAACACAACUACGAAGUCAAAGAAUUCCUCAUUAAGGUUGGGAGGCAUUGAUUUUCAUCCACUUCUGCAGAAAUCUAAUGAUACACAAGCACAAACUGGUUCUGAUGCAAUUCAGGCUGAGCCACUUGUUACUAAUGGUGUGCCUGAUAAAACUAAUAGAUCUUUUGACCUUAAUGACAAAUCCAAUGAACUUGACUUGGAGAUUCAUCUAAGUUCUCUAUCAGAAAGUGAGAAAUCUAUGAAAAGUAUACAGCUAAAGGAACAUGAUACUAUAGAGUCUCAGAAAAUCGCAGCUAGUUGUGCAACGGCAACGGAUGCUCCAAUUUGUCAGCAGAGUGAUAGAAUUCCUUCACCCAGAGAUUGCGAACUUGCUUCAAGUCCCCCUUUGGUCGUUCCUGAUGCUAACAUUACCGGAUAUGAUGUAGAUGAUGUUGUUGAACAGUCUCAUCCUGAGAUAGUGAUGGAGCAAGAAGAGUUAAGCGAUUCCGAAGAAGAUAUUGAAGAGCAUGUCGAGUUUGAGUGUGAGGAGAUGGCUGAUUCUGACGGAGAGGAUGGCUCGGGAUUUGAACAAGCUCUUGGGGUUCAAAAUCAGUUUGAGUGUGAGGAAAUGGCUGAUUCUGAGGAAGAGGAUGGUUCAGGCUGUGAACAAACUUCUGAAGUACAAAAUAAGGUGGUCCCAAGAGCCAAUUCUGAUAUCCAAGUUGAUUCUAGUCCCCCUACAAAUAAUGCUUUGCCGAAUACGGCUCUGAGUAGUAUGGGAAUGGAUGACAAAAGUAGUUCGUCGUGGCUAAGUUUAGACUCAAGUAGAUCAGAAACUCCUGUACUAUCAAAGGCCGUGCUUCAGCGGGUAACAACUGGUGAAGGUUCUGCUUCCGGAAACUUCAAAAUUUUUGGUAAAGCAGUCGCAAAAGAGGGACAUAAUGUAGACACUGUACAACCGUCAAGCCUAGUUCCUCGUGUGGUUAACACACCACGAAAACUCAGGAAGCGGCGUAGCAAAUUGAACGCAAAUAUAGGAUUGACCAUUAAAAAAAACAAACCAUGAUGAUAAUGGUGAAGAUGAUUUAUUUUAAUUAUCUGGCAAGUCAAGUGCAACUUGGAUUCGUUGUUAAGGAAUUCAGGAUAUGGUGGAAGUGAUAAAGACUUUUGAGUUUUGAUUGAUGCAGCAUGCAACCAUCUAAACUAUGAACUAACUGUGCUUUUCUGUUGAUGUUCAUCGUCGUCUAAUAUCAUUGCAAUUGCUGGAUAGCAGUUAAUCAAAGGUUAAGUGCUACCGGAUUAAGAAAUUGACAACAAAUUUUCCCUUCUCUUUAUCCUUUAAUGAAGAUCCUUCAAAUUUUCAAGGUAAUCUGAAGAAUUGGGACUUUAGAUUUGUAUAGUUACUGGCAAGGGUUCAAAUGUAAAUAUGUUGAGAAAUGAUGCCAAAAUUGAUCUUCAUUGGGUCAUGUUCACUGGAUAAUAUUUAAAAACAAGUUAGUUCAUGUUGGAACUACUAAAUUGUAUAGAGCUUGUUCACUAA
Molecule: messenger RNA, 4966 nt
Organism: Vicia villosa (hairy vetch)
Lineage: Eukaryota; Viridiplantae; Streptophyta; Magnoliopsida; Fabales; Fabaceae
Exons: 10
Coding region: 332-4492 (1386 amino acids)
Biological process (GO): regulation of DNA-templated transcription
Cellular component (GO): nucleus
Molecular function (GO): transcription coregulator activity
Source: RefSeq, a predicted model, not a curated record